Astyanax mexicanus (Mexican tetra) is the source of this 2036-nucleotide messenger RNA. RefSeq names its product inka box actin regulator 1a (gene inka1a). NCBI's taxonomy places the organism in Eukaryota, Metazoa, Chordata, Actinopteri, Characiformes, Acestrorhamphidae. Bases 268 to 1188 code for a protein of 306 amino acids. Gene Ontology annotation, cellular component: nucleus. The transcript is spliced from 2 exons. The record is from RefSeq and is a predicted model, not a curated record. Gene Ontology annotation, molecular function: protein serine/threonine kinase inhibitor activity; protein kinase binding.
CGCUGAGAGCAGAGCUGAGCGCGCGAGCUGAGCAUCAGUUAACUAACUACAGCACUGAGCUUCAGUCUGAGCACCUGAUCAGAGUUAUUGAUCAGAUAUUGAUCAGAUCUGAUAUGGGCACACUUUAGACUUAGACUGAGUUUAAUGUAGAUUAGUGUGGUGGAGAGUUUGGAGCAUCUGAUUUCAGAUCUGAGUUCAUUUGUGUGUAGGAGCUUAUCUUCAUCAUUAAUCUUCAUCAUCCAAUCAGAGGAGGAGGAGAAGAGAGAGAUGUUGUGUCUGCAGGAUUCGAGCAACUGCCUCCGUGAGCAGAUGCGCUACAUGAUGCGAUCUCUACAGGACCUGAAGCACCUGCGCAGGACCUGCACUGUGACGCCCCCUACAGGCCUGGCGGCGCCUCGCCUGCGCGCCUGCAAGCUGCUAAUUGCACAGCGGGAGCAGCGGGCACGGCUCAGGAUCAGCGAAGCCAGUGAGGCCAGCAGCUACGACUCUGCCUGCUGCCUGUCCAGCCCCCUGGAGGACGAGAGCGGAAGUGUGGGCAGCGUCCGUAACGCCAGCUCGCCCAGCAGCGAACGCAGCCUGGAGCUGGACUCCGGCUGCUCCGAAAACUCUUGGAGGGACGAGGGGGUUGUCCUCCGUCGCACCAGAAACGUGCGAGUGUCUUCGUCUGCAUGUCUGCGCACCAACCAGCUGGACAGUGUGCGGACCCGUCCCAAAUCCACAUCAGACGCCUGCUUAGAAAAAUGGACGUCGUUUGAAGCCUCAAGUGAGCCGGACGACUGGACGACGGCUCUGUUAACGCGGGGACGCAACCGGCAGCCACUCGUGCUGGGAGACAACAGCUUCGCCGACCUGGUCAAGAACUGGAUGGACUUGCCGGAGGUGCCGGAGCGACCGCUGGAAGAGAAGCCCCAAACGAGGCCCAACAUGGGCCGACGCCUGGCCAAAGACUUUCUGGUCAACGUGAGGCGAAGAAUAGCAGGAAUUUCACAAAGCAAGAAGCCAAUGGACUCUUCAAAGCAGAACAAGAGGCUUUCUUGCCAGAUAGACAUUCCGCGGAUGGUUCCCUUCUUCCAUAAGUCUCAUAUCGGCCUCAACGAGAUGGACACGGACUUUUACCGCUUCACCGCCCUCAUGAAGACCGGUAGCAGGCAGCCCAUCAUCUGUAAUGAUAUAAUUGGGUACAUAUGAGGCUGAUUCAACUGUGCUGAAUGGUCUGACUGAAUGGACUCUUUAAAAAGACACUUUGGCACCAUUUUUAUAUAAUGCUGCUUUAUAAAGGGUUUAUAAAGCAGUUUAUUAAUGUUAUUUGUUACAAAGCAUAAAUAGAAAGGGUAACUAUGGUCUGUCAUUUAUCAAAUAGUGAUUUCAUAUCUAUUAACACUGUUAAAUCUCAGAUCUUUCCUAAAAACCUUGAAAAUUAAUCUGAUAAAAUAGUAUCAGUAAAAGCCAGUUUUGUCAUUUAAUAUGUUAUUAUAUACACCACAUUUUGAUCACUGGAUAAAUUAUUAACCUGGCUUGUUAAAUGAAUAAAUCACUAUUGUGAGAUCACUAUUUGGUAAAUAAGAGACCUAAAGAACUCUACUUUUUAUGUGUAAUAUCUGCUUAGUUAUGAUUUUAAUAGUAUUUACAGCCUAACUAAUAACAUCACUACUUAUAAACCCUUUGUAAAGCACUAUUAUUUUUAAUGGUAGCAACACUUUCAUAUUUAUCGUCGCUGUCACACGAAAACUUUGUAUUAUCAUUUUGCUAACUUCACAGGUGAAGGAAUAAAAAGCUUUUUAACUUUAAAUUAAAGUCGAUGUAAAAGUAUUUUCUGUGCUAUCUUAUAAUUGUUCUACACAUUGUAUUAAAAUUUUAUGAUAAAUCAACCAAUUUGUUCAAAGUUAUUUGUAAAUUGAUUAAUUUAUCAUGGCAUUUUAAUACAUUGUUUAAAACAGCUGUCAGAUUCAAGAAGUAAAAAAAGCUAAAAUGGAGAUACAAGGUGUUUGCUAGGAAUGCACCAGAAUGAAAACAAUAAAACAACAAAAUGAAGAAAA